Molecule: messenger RNA, 494 nt
Organism: [Candida] anglica
Lineage: Eukaryota; Fungi; Ascomycota; Pichiomycetes; Serinales; Debaryomycetaceae
Source: the annotation of a GenBank genome assembly
GUGGUUUCAUAAAAUUUUUCUUUUACUUGUAUUAUCGGGUAAAUUUUCAUUGUUAUUGUUUACAUGUUGAUUGCAUUGACUUGUCAACUUAAAUUAGACGUAUGCAAGAACUUGAAAUCUUACUACGGUGUUCGUAAUACUCUUAAGACAUUCCCCCCCUUUUUUAGACCGGAGCCCGGGCAAUCCCGCAAGCGCAUUGAAAUGUUGAAAUGUUGAAAUGUCUUAUUGUCAACUCCGAGAAGUUGAAAUUCCCAUCAAUCUUCCUCCUCCUUUUUGUUGACAGUAUCAGUCAAAUUCAAUUCAAUUGAGGUUUUUCGUGAGUCAUUUCAAUACCAGAUUUAGCAUUGCUUCAUUUUGAAGAUUUCUUAUUAAAUUUUGGUUGCGACUACGAUUUCACAAGCUUAUAUUAUAAGAUAAUAGGCCGGCAUCGAGAAAAAAAGACUCCGCCGCGUGUAUACUAAUAAAUUUUUAGACUUCCCCACACAUUCCAUUCC